AUGCCAGUUCUACCACUAUGGGCACGAGUGAACAGUCGUGGCAGCCUCUAUGAUCAUAUGGUGGAUAUGCAUGCGGGUGAGCUUGCACCACGACAAGCUCCAGGUGGUAGCCAGCAGCUCCACCAUGUUUCUUCACACCAGACUGCAGGACAAGCGCAAUACGUCCAGAACGAUGGAAUGGCCCCAGAGACCGUGGUGGCCACCGCGACUUAUCGGCUCAAGAGGAAGUUCAGCGCAAUCAAAGAAGAAGCAGAGUCAGGAGGGGAGAGGUUCGAGUGCAAAUUUUGCGAGUACAACGGCCCCAUGUUCCGAGCAAAUACCCCUUCAGCCACUACAGAGUGGACGUGCUCGAGGGCAUCUAAUGCCACAAGUGCGUGUGGGAGCACGACGACAAGGGCUCGGUCAGGCUCCACGUGCUCGUGCGGCUACAAGAAACGGCGCCCCGCGCACGGCCGCGCAUUCGGAUACCCCGGGCUGCUGGAGUUCGUCCUGGGCCGAGAGAUUCUCGAGCAGAAGGUCGUACGACAUGCCCGAGACAAGCUGUCGUUGCUGGGAAGCAGCAAGGGGUCGGCAGGCGGCGACGACGAACUCCUCUCCAGCGGCCCGGACAUCCUUGAGCUGCCGCUAUCAGCUAGAACGUGUGCGAGGAGUUGCUGGCGAGCACCAACGGCACGCUGGGCGAGUCGGACAGGGACGCGGUCACGAACGAGCCGGGCCGGGUCUGGCAGAGCAGCGUCCCCAGACUCCACGACAAGCGGCGGUUCGUCUACCAACGCACCCUAUACGCUUACUGGGACGCCUACGAGCUCGGCCGGCCGGGCGUCGAGCUGGCCCAAGGAUGGCGACCUUCCAUACAAGCCAAGCCACUGGACCUACAACGACAUCUUUCUCCUCGGCAUGCUGUUCGGGAGCGAUGGCGACCAGCCCCUCUCCGGCGUGGCGUUCGACUACUUGGAGCACUACGGCAGAGUCGGUGUGUUCCGCAAGGACCAGGUGGAGGACAAGCUCCGGGGUUGCGUAAAGGGGCUGUUGUCAAGAUAUUCGACCAAGCACCUUGAGGAGGUCGAUGCGAAUUUCCCACCGUCCACCGAUCCGGAACGCGCCGCCCGCUCCCCAGCCCGGAUUCUGCUUGAGUGCGCCGGCCAGACUGCCACCAAUGACGCCCCCGCGAGCGACAACAUUGUGCAGUCGCGGCGAGAUCGCAAAGGCUCAAAGCGCGGAGGAUCGAAGGGGAAAGCCGCCAAGUUCAUUAACAGGUAUCGAGUCUGGUACAAAUCAAGGGCGUCUUGCCAAUUGUGGGGGGGAAUCUCUAACAUCAAGGGGAAAGGCUCCUCAAGUAGCUCAGAUACCGCAGUCUAG
Truncatella angustata is the source of this 1359-nucleotide messenger RNA. RefSeq lists its product as uncharacterized. Lineage: Eukaryota; Fungi; Ascomycota; Sordariomycetes; Amphisphaeriales; Sporocadaceae. The transcript is spliced from 4 exons. The record is from RefSeq and is a predicted model, not a curated record. Bases 1 to 1359 code for a protein of 452 amino acids.